UAAAGGGGAGUGGUGCGGGAGUGGAAAAGGAGUAGUAGAAGUAGUGGGGAGUAGAUGACUGAUGCGGGGAACUGGGGAGUGGAUUAGGGGGCUUUAAUUGCGGAAGUGGGGAAGAAGGGGGAGUAGUGGAGUGGUGAGAGAGAGAGAGAGAGAGAGAGAGAGAGAGAGAGAGAGAGAGAGAGAGAGAGAGAGAGAGAGAGAGAGAGAGAGAGAGAGAGAGAGAGAGAGAGAGAGAGAGAGAGAGAGAGAGAGAGAGAGAGAGAGAGAGAGACAUAUUUUUAAACAUUUCUGCGCCCAAGAACACGUAAUUUACUAGUCUUUCGUGGGAGUUUAGGGCCUUUCCUGGGGUACUUUUAUGACCCUGGUGGUAGUCUGAGCCUUCUUCUGUACCGUGAACCUAAAAGAACAUUCAUUAGAACUCGAUUAACCUCCUUUUUGGCCUUUGGAAAUAGUUGGUGUGUGGGAGCAUCUGACAAUACCAACCAGAGAGAGAUUAAAACAACUAUAGUAAGCUAACCGGAAAUAAAUCUAAAAUGAGAACCGACAAUCUUUAUAUAAAAAGGAGGAGGAGGAGGAGGAGGAGGCGACAAGGACAGAAGAGGGGAAGGAAGGGGACGGAGAUGGACGGGUUAGAGGGGAAGGGAAGGCGAGGGGAUGAAGGGGUGAGGGAAGGGGACAGCCAAGAGGAAGGGAAGGCAGUGUCUCAUCACCACCCGCCACCCGAGGACCAGCUAACACAUCACCACCCACCACCUUCACCACCACCUUCACCACCACCACCACCUUCACCUCCACCCCCCAGAAAAAGAGGAAGUGAGAGUGACCGACAGUGACACUCUCUUUACAGGAGGCGCUGCCUCUGCCCAGCGGCAUGGGCGGGGCGGAGACGCACGCCGAGUGUGGCCAGACGCCGUGCCGCCCCCCAAAACGCCGGCAGGAGGUGGUUCCCAAGGAGACACAGCAAAUCCAGGACUUCCCUGUCACCGAGCACUCUUCCCGUGACGCCGGCAGGUUCUUGGUGGCAAAGCGGCCGGUCUCGGCAGGGGAGCUGCUCCUCUGCGAUACUCCGGUGGUCCUGGGUCCGCGCGCCGCUUGUCAUCUCGUCUGUCUGGGCUGCCACGAGCUGAUCCGUGAUGAAUCUGUGCCACGAUGCCCGCGGUGCUGGUGGCCUCUGUGCUCGCAGCGCUGUGCUUCCAGCAGCUGCCACGCCGGCGAAUGUCCCGUGCUGGCCGCCGACACACAGAGGACCGGCCAGCCACAGCUCUUCGGCUACAGUUCGCGGUACGACGUGAUCCUGGUGGUGCGGUGCCUCCUGCUGCGCCGGACCAACCCCGCCGCGUGGCGCAGCCUGCUGGACCUGGCCAGCCACGUGCCCAACCGCCUGCUGGAGGACGACGAGGACCACAGGAACACUGUGAACUACGUGACUCAGGUCCUGCGCGUGGAGGAGGACGCCAAGGUGGUGCACCACGUGCGGGACGCCAUCGCCACCAACGUGUAUGAGUGGAACAGUCCCUCCGGCGUGAGUCUGCGGGGCCUGUACCUACAGAUGGCACGCAUCAACCACUCCUGCCGCCCCUCCGUCUCCGUAUCGUCUGAUAGCUCGGCCACCAUGUUCGUCCGCGCGGCCUUCGGGCUGGCGUGCGGCGAGGCUCUCACGGUGCCCUACACGGCCACCAUCCACCCGCUGUGGGAGCGCCGCGCCUACACCACGCAGGUGCAUUACUUCUCCUGCGACUGUGUGCGGUGCAGCGACCCCGCUGAGCUGGGCCUCCACUACUCGUCGCCGCAGUGCCAGGAGUGUCGCGGCCAGUUCCUGGAGCCCACCACCUGGCUGGAGAAGGCCACUUGGGAGUGCCCGAUGUGCGGCGCGCGCCAGGAGGAGGCCGUCAUCAGGGACGAGGUGGACCGCUGGAUGAGCCGCUUCGACUACGACGACACGUUCAUCAGCAGCUCCCCGACAGCCGUGCGCGGCAUCCUGAGUGGCGUGGAGAUGGCCUUCCACGCGCGGCACUACGUCUGGGUCAUGGCGGCACAGGUGGCCCUCAGGACGAUCAAGCCGGACCAUUCCCGCAAGGCGCUGCUCCUGAAGAAGGAGCUGUGGCUCAAGCUGCUCAGGAUCUACGACGUGCUGGAGCCGGGCAUGACCAGGAGGCGAGGGGUGACACUCUACCACCUGGGGGUCACCGGGGUGGAGCUGACGCGGGCUGAGUGGAAUAACGAGAUGCUGACGGACCACUUCUUCAGGGAGGAGCUGCGCAAGGCUCUCCGGCACCUGCAGGAGGCGGCGGAGAUCAUGGGCCUGGAGCCGCCGGGAUCACACGAACGGGAAUGGCUCAGGAAGAUCCAAGUGGCUGUGAAUGGGGUGGCGGGGGACCUGGGGGAGGCGGCACCUGUCUACUUCCGUCUCUCUUCGGAGGAGCAAAGCGGCGAGGCGUUAGGGCAGGGCAGGAACGGCCACGUCACCCCAUGAAUGCCCGUCUCCCCUUCAGGCCAAACGUUUUCUCUGAGCCGUGGGUGACGCUGUGUUCUAUUUUCCGGGGAGGGAAGCUGAACUGACUGUACCUCAUUCACCUGCGACUAUUGAGUGGAUUGUUCUACGUUUAUGAAUGGAGGGAAAAACUGUUGGAUGAUGUGGAAGUGUGUACUCCAUCACCUCCCUCUCUCCCGGCCUCCCCGCCCCUCCACCUCUCCCUCCGUCCUCACGCCGCAGCCGAGGGAGACCUGCCCAACACUCUCUGCAUGGCUCUCUAUUUAUACAACUGAUGACGUCACGCUUGCACCCUUGCGAUUGGUGGCGACAUCCACCAAUCACCCCAAUCAUUCUGCGUGUAACCAGAGAGGGGGGAAGGGGAUUAAAACGAGCUAUUCUUGCCCGCCGCCUAGGAACACUACACGGAGCUGGCGCCGCAGCCUUAUCGCAGGGAAAACAGAUGCCCGCACUCAAAGAACGUAAGAUAUAAAAGCUUGGCUCCUCGGGGCACGGUGACUGAAUAAAUCUGAUUCGGAACAA
Molecule: messenger RNA, 3013 nt
Organism: Eriocheir sinensis (Chinese mitten crab)
Lineage: Eukaryota; Metazoa; Arthropoda; Malacostraca; Decapoda; Varunidae
Product: SET domain-containing protein SmydA-8-like
Exons: 5
Coding region: 872-2473 (533 amino acids)
Source: RefSeq, a predicted model, not a curated record